Arabidopsis lyrata subsp. lyrata is the source of this 970-nucleotide messenger RNA. RefSeq names its product temperature-induced lipocalin-1. Bases 252 to 812 code for a protein of 186 amino acids. The transcript has 2 exons. NCBI's taxonomy places the organism in Eukaryota, Viridiplantae, Streptophyta, Magnoliopsida, Brassicales, Brassicaceae. The record is from RefSeq and is a predicted model, not a curated record.
GGCCCAUUGUAUUGUAUCCUUCUUCCAACAGAACAAAGAGACAUUUGUGUCCUCCACCUUUAUUCACAUUUGUAACUGCUAGACGCUACUAGAACCCUUGCCCUACACGCUUUCCACGUGUCAUCCUCUCGUCCCAGCGAAAUCUCCUUGAUAUUUCUAUUUCCCUAUAAAGAAAUGAAUCUCUCGUCUUAUCCUUUUACCUCAAAGAAAACAUCGAAAUCUUAGAGAAGAAGAAAGAAAAGAGAAGAGAAAUGACAGAGAAGAAAGAGAUGCAGGUGGUGAAAGGGCUCGACUUGGAGAGAUACAUGGGCCGUUGGUACGAGAUUGCUUCUUUCCCCUCAAGGUUUCAGCCUAAGAACGGCGUCGACACUCGCGCCACCUACACCCUUAACCCCGACGGUACGGUGCACGUCUUGAACGAAACGUGGAGCAACGGAAAGAGGGGUUUUAUCGAAGGCAGCGCCUAUAAGGCCGAUCCUAAAAGCGACGAAGCCAAGCUCAAAGUCAAGUUCUACGUUCCUCCUUUCCUCCCAAUCAUUCCCGUCACCGGCGACUACUGGGUGCUCUACAUCGAUCCUGACUACCAGCACGCUCUCAUCGGCCAGCCUUCCAGGAGUUAUCUCUGGAUAUUGAGCAGGACGGCGCAUAUGGAGGAAGAGACGUAUAAGCAACUGGUGGAGAAGGCGGUGGAGGAAGGUUACGAUAUCGGCAAGCUUCACAAGACUCCUCAGAGUGACACACCACCUGAGUCCAACACUGCCCCUGAAGACUCCAAGGGCAUUUGGUGGUUCAAAUCUCUCUUCGGCAAAUAGAUUACUCAACACACAAAAGACUUCGUUUCACCUCUUUACUCUUUUGUCUGUGUAAUAUAUUACCUCGUUUGUCUACUCUAGUUAUCGUCCAUCUGUUUUUGUCUAUUUGCAACAUCUAAAAUCUAUAUGCAAAAGUCAUCUCUAUUGUCAUAUUAUAA